Molecule: messenger RNA, 1232 nt
Organism: Trichoderma atroviride IMI 206040
Lineage: Eukaryota; Fungi; Ascomycota; Sordariomycetes; Hypocreales; Hypocreaceae
Source: RefSeq, a predicted model, not a curated record
CGAGAAGGUGCUUCUGGUGCAUGGCAUUGGGACGCCGUGCAUUGCAAUGGGGGACAUGGCGUGGGAGUUGGUGAGAAAGGGGUAUCGAGUAAUGCUCUUUGAUCUCUUUGGAAGAGGCUACUCUGAUGGCCCUUCCGAUACGGCAUACGACGAGUGCCUCUAUACGGCUCAGAUCCUCCUCGUGCUGGCAUCUUCAUCGCUGUCAUGGACAGGCGCCUCGUCCUUCCACCUCAUCGGCUACUCACUAGGCGGUGCCCUCGCCGCCGCCUUUGCAGCAUACCACUCGCACAUGGUGCGCUCCCUCACUGCCGUCUGCCCGGGAGGCCUCGUGCGAAAGGCCCAUGUCUCCUGGCAGAGCCGUCUCAUGUAUUCUCACGGCUUACUGCCCGAGUGGCUCCUCCGGGGCUGGAUGCGGUCACGGCUGGAACCGCAGCAUGGGCAGAGCGCGGAUGUCCCCGAGGGCGAUGAAGGAGAUGUCCACUUUGACGACGUGCGGAUUGCUGUCGGGAAGGAAGGAUCCGUCAGGGUCGGUGAAGUCAUCGGUUGGCAGCUGGAGGCCAACCCGGCAUUUGUUCACAGUUAUAUGAGCACCAUUCGCUAUUCGCCAAUCUACGACCAGCACGACAAGAUGUGGGCAGUUUUGAGCAGAAAGCUCGCUGCGAAUCGGGAGCUUGGUCGAGGGCUGCAACGGGUUUGCGUCAUUCUGGGAGACAAAGACGCUCUUAUUGUGAAGGACGAGUGGAUCGAAGAUACCAGGGCGGUGUUGGGCGAAGACGGCGUAGACGUUCGCGUGAUUCCUGGCAGCCAUUCCAUUGCCAUUUACAAAGGCAAGGAAGUCGUUGACGCAGCCAUUGCAUCGUGGAAGAGCAGUUGAUAGAGCAAGACCAGGUCAUCUUAGAGCAGUGGAACUGCGAGCAGCGGCGAGAUUCGGUCCAAAAAGAAUAGACAUAGAAAUUAGAAGUAUACCAAAAUAGAUGACUAGCGAUUGUUUCCAGUCUAAUGCUUUGAAGAAGGUUUCCGUAAAAUCGAUGCCGCCGUUCGAUCUAGGUCUUUAUAAGAAAAAGAGCGAAACGCCUGGUGGAAAAACAACUUUCAAACACGCACACCAUUACCAAACACCAAAGACGCCAUGAACCCCAACGCUUCCCAUGCCGCUAUAUUCAAAACCAAUCCCAAGCGCCUACUUAUCGAGAUUCCGAGCCUUGACAAAGCGGUUGAUUUGCUCCCUAGUA